Cooperia oncophora is the source of this 600-nucleotide messenger RNA. Lineage: Eukaryota; Metazoa; Nematoda; Chromadorea; Rhabditida; Trichostrongylidae. The record is from the annotation of a GenBank genome assembly.
AUGAUUCUUCUCAUAUUGUUAUCACGAUCUCGCCUCGCGGCUUUAAAAAUGACGGCCGGAACCAAUGUUGCUCAGACAUCGCGUAACAAUCUACUUAUUUAUCGAGUAGUUGCUUCUGGCGAAAAUUGUUAUAAUCUUAUUGAUCCUCCUGAUAUUCAAUUUCGACGUUGCUCACAAGAAUUGUUCCUGCGUGGAGCUCGGCCAUCAAUCUCCUUAGCGCCUUCAGUGGUAGUCAACCUUGCUGCAUCAGCAACGUGUUGUGUUCCACUUCGUGAGGAACUUUUCGUAUGCUUACGGAAUGGGUUCAUUCAUCAUAUUUCCUGGGAGGGUCAGGUUCGAGCUGAAUAUUCUAUACGGCUUCCCACUGUGCCUUUCGCCCAUGAUCAGCUGCAGUCAAAACCUGACUUUGUUACCGACCCGGCUACUCAUGUGGUUGAUGCAGUUUACGCUCCAUUAGUAGGAGGCUACUGUAUAGUGUUAUCAGAUGGUCGCGCUGCACUUCUUACCUCUUCGGAUUCGCGAUUUCAUCCCAGUACUAUUCUUGGUGUUUGGGCCCUCAAUAUGAAGGAUGCGACGUGCAGUGACAUCACAAAUAAUUGA